This is a messenger RNA of Jaculus jaculus (lesser Egyptian jerboa), 1583 nucleotides long. RefSeq names its product forkhead box E3 (gene Foxe3). The record is from RefSeq and is a predicted model, not a curated record. Gene Ontology annotation, biological process: anatomical structure morphogenesis; cell differentiation; regulation of transcription by RNA polymerase II. The transcript has a single exon. The coding region runs from base 1 to 882 and encodes 293 amino acids. Gene Ontology annotation, molecular function: RNA polymerase II cis-regulatory region sequence-specific DNA binding; DNA-binding transcription factor activity, RNA polymerase II-specific. NCBI's taxonomy places the organism in Eukaryota, Metazoa, Chordata, Mammalia, Rodentia, Dipodidae.
AUGGACGCGCCAGCCGCUUUCCCGGGCUUUCCCGCCCUGCCCUUGGUGGCGCCGUCGGGGCCGCCGCUCGCGGGAACCGAGCCCGGGCGGGAGCCCGAGGCGGCGGCGGCGGGCGGCGGGGAGGCGGAGCCGGUGCCCGCGCCGGGCCCGGGGCGGCGGCGGCGGCGGCCCCUGCAGCGCGGGAAGCCCCCCUACUCGUACAUCGCGCUCAUCGCCAUGGCGCUGGCGCACGCCCCGGGCCGCCGCCUCACGCUGGCCGCCAUCUACCGCUUCAUCACCGAGCGCUUCGCCUUCUACCGCGACAGCCCGCGCAAGUGGCAGAACAGCAUCCGCCACAACCUCACGCUCAACGACUGCUUCGUCAAGGUGCCGCGCGAGCCGGGCAACCCGGGCAAGGGCAACUACUGGACGCUGGACCCCGCGGCCGCCGACAUGUUCGACAACGGCAGCUUCCUGCGGCGCCGCAAGCGCUUCAAGCGCUCCGAGCUGCCCGCGCCGCCGCCGCCGCCGCCCUUCCCCUACGCGCCCUACGCGCCCGGCCCCGCGCUGCUCGCGCCGCCCCCCGCGCCCGGCCCCGCGCCGCCCGCGCGCCUCUUCCGCGUCGACGGCCUGGCGAGCCUGCAGCCCGAGCUGGCGGGGCCCGGCGCGCCCGAGCCGCCCUGCUGCGCCGCGCCCGACGCCGCCGCCUUCGCGCCCUGCGCCGCCGCCGCCUCGCCGCCGCUCUACUCGCCCCCGCCGCGCCCCGGCCCCGGCCCCGGCCCACUGCCCACCGAGCCUCUGCUGGCGCUGGCCGGGCCUGCCGGCGCGCUCGGGCCGCUCGGCCCCGGGGAGGCGUACCUGAGACCGCAGGGCUUCGCGCCGGGGCUCGAGCGCUACCUGUGAGCCUCUUUGCCGCGGACAGGAGCGCAGGUGGGGUCCUCUCUUCGUCCCAGGGCUAGAGUGCACCCCAUUUCUGCCGCCCUGCGGCUUGCGUGACGCACCUUGGAGCUCCCUGCCUCUGCCUUCCCCGCACUGAGCCCACCUGCCUUCCGCCUUUACUUACACCACCCCUGGGGAGACUCCUCCAUCUCACCACCGGAACUGCAAAGUGUCCCUUCCAACUGUUGAGUCCUUCACCAUUUCUUCCCUCUCUCCACUUGUGAGCCCCAUCUUUGCGCCGUCACGGUACUGAGCCCCGUGCCUGCGAGCUAGAUGGGCUCUCUCCAGCCAGCCGCUUCAAGUGUCCUGAUGAGUUCCAGCAACUUCCAUUUCCAGUCACCCCUCAAGGAAUUUUCCGAGUCAACUUCUCGUGUUUUGCCAGCACCUCAGAGGUCAGACUCCUGGGUUCAUUACUUCCUCACAGUCUUCCUUCAUUUUCCCUGUAAAUUUGUCCUGGUACCCUUCCUUUGCCUCUAUCCUCCCACACAGACACACUUGACUGUCCAGUUCUAAGGACAAUUUUUUAGAUAUUGCAGAGUUGAGCAGCACCAGGGGCGCCUGACUGAAAGGAAUUGAUGGGCCUCAGUGUCUGCCCUACCCUAUGGAAUGCCUUACCAGGUUACUAUUAUUUUUUUAAUCAAAGCUGCUUUAAUUAAAACCAAAAC